Messenger RNA from Diabrotica virgifera virgifera (western corn rootworm), 2409 nucleotides. RefSeq names its product beta-1,4-galactosyltransferase 7. The transcript is spliced from 4 exons. Lineage: Eukaryota; Metazoa; Arthropoda; Insecta; Coleoptera; Chrysomelidae. Gene Ontology annotation, molecular function: xylosylprotein 4-beta-galactosyltransferase activity. The record is from RefSeq and is a predicted model, not a curated record. Gene Ontology annotation, biological process: carbohydrate metabolic process; proteoglycan biosynthetic process. The coding region runs from base 393 to 1313 and encodes 306 amino acids.
UUACGUUUCAUAUUCUGGGACAAUCUUAUUAGAUGUGAUUUUGCAAACGUAUUUAAUACAUAAAUAGGUACAUUAAAUUCAAAUAAAUUAAGAAAAUGUACAAAUCUAGCGUAUUUACUUAUUAAAAAAUUUUGAUGUUUAUAUUUUCUUCUGUCAGAUCAGUGUUUUGUUUAUUUUAUCAUUUCUCUGUAUGUCUGUCGGCAAUUUUCGCUGGCAGUCCAAUUUUAGGCACAAUCGAUUUCAAAUUUGAAAGAAGAAAAUGUUAGGUUCGGGGUUGAAAAGUUAGGUUCUUGGGUUUUAAUCAGGAAUUAAAAAUGUUUUAUUUAUAUUUCUUUUUACAACUCUGACGAAAAGAUGAACAUGAAAGAUAAUUACUUAAAAAAUAAGUAAAAAUGCGAGUCAAAACUUUACGUCUUUCAUACCCUUAUUAUUUAACGAUAUGCCUUGUUGUAAUGUUUAUCUUUUCAGCUAUUUUAAUCUUCUACAUCUUAACAGAACUUAAUGGAUGUAAUUGUUCCAAUGAAAAAACUACUUUUACUGCAGUUAUAUCAAAGAAAUUGAUCAGCUCCAAACAUAAGCUCGCAGUAUUGGUACCAUAUAGAGAGAGAUUUGAAGAAUUGAUGGAAUUCGUACCCUAUAUGCACAAUUUUUUAAAUAAACAGAAAAUAGUGCAUGAUAUUAUAGUCCUAAAUCAAGUAGACCAGUUUAGGUUUAAUAGAGCAUCACUUAUAAAUGCAGGAUUUUUGGAAACAAAGUCAAAUUAUGAUUAUAUCGCAAUGCAUGAUGUAGAUCUGCUACCUCUUAAUACCCAACUAGUAUAUACCUAUCCAAAGCAACCUAUUCACAUAGCUGCUCCGACACUACAUCCUAGAUAUCACUAUGAAAAAUUUAUUGGAGGCAUUUUGUUAAUUAAUAGACUCCAUUUUGAACUAGUCAAAGGCUUAUCAAAUAGAUAUUGGGGUUGGGGCUUAGAAGAUGAUGAAUUUUAUGUUCGUCUAAAAGAUGCUCAUUUAAAUAUAACUAGACCAGUGAAUAUUACUACAGGACAGAGUGAUACAUUUAAGCACAUUCACGGUAAAGAACGGAAAAGAGACGCAGUAAAGUGCUAUAACCAACGCGAAGUAACAAGACGCAGAGACCGCCAAACGGGCUUGCAUGACGUCAAAUACGAAGUCGUGAGUAGAAAACAUAUGGAAAUAGAGGGCGCUCCUGUACUUGUAAUGAACAUUAAGUUGUACUGCAAUCACACUGCAACGCCAUGGUGCGAUUGCACAAAGAAGACUGAAACCAAUUCUGUUAAGCAAAAAACAUGAUACCAAAACUUUAGAGGUUUUGAGAAAGUUAAUAAACCGAGUGAUGUUUAGAUUAUUGAGCAAUCUAAAAUCUAAGAGAGGGGAAUGAACGGUGUAGUACAUGAUAUAAUGAAACCGAAGAUAUGACACCACGCAGCUCCUGUCAAAUGUCAAGUGACGUCAAUACGUGACGAUCCCGACAUUUUUGUCAUUUGUUGUUGUUUGUUUCUGAUAUUUAUGUAACAGGUUAAACAUUUGGAAAAACUGGUUGUCAGAAACGAGUUCAAUUGCCUCUACAAUACCUCCUUAUAGAAAAUAAUUCUAAAUAUGACCAUCAUUAUAUAGCUAUUUCUCAAUUAGAACAAAAUGAGAUCGAUACUGAAAUAAUCUCACAGAAUGGUGAUGACCAUAAAAGAAUCGGUAGAUAUGGAAACAGGAAGAUAUAACCUAAGAAAUUGUGAUCAAACUAAAAAUCCUUCACACAAAUUUCCACUGCAGAACAAGUUACAGAUGUGAUGACCAAACCUCUAACGAAAAUAAGAUUCCACAUACUCUCAAAGACGGGACUGAUGAAGAUGCGAAAAACCUUUUUAAUAACGGAAAGUAUUGAAAUUUAGUAGGUAAAGGUUUUUCUCAUUGGAUUCAGUGAAUGUCAUAAUUACGUUAGUGUGAUAAUAAUUUUAAUGAAAACAUCACUAUUUUAAGUGCACAUUUGCCUAUUUUGUCUUCAAUAAAUCCAUUACUUUAUCACUACGUUUCGUAAAAAGAAAUUUAACAUAAAUAAUCCGUAAUUUUGUUACCACAAUGCUUCCACUCUUCGUGUUAUCCAUAGGUUAUUUCAAAUUGGCGCCGCUAACUAGUCACGUAUUGACGUCAUGCGCAGAACCGAACGAAUUUGAAACACUUUGGUGUCAUAUCUCCUAAAUUUAUUGUAUCAUGGGUGUAGUAUUGAAAUUGUUUUUUUUGUAUUUUAUAUAUUGUUUUCUAUAUAUACAUUUUAUAUACGUAUUUCCAGUAAUGAAGGUUUUUAAAAAAUUCUGUAUUAUUUUAAAAAUUUAAAUUUGUUUUUAACAUUAAUUUCAAUGUUAUCGGAAUUUAAUAAAGAAUGCCAUUUUUA